Molecule: messenger RNA, 2998 nt
Organism: Sceloporus undulatus (fence lizard)
Lineage: Eukaryota; Metazoa; Chordata; Lepidosauria; Squamata; Phrynosomatidae
Gene: GLUD1
Product: glutamate dehydrogenase 1
Exons: 13
Coding region: 66-1754 (562 amino acids)
Biological process (GO): L-glutamate catabolic process
Cellular component (GO): mitochondrion
Molecular function (GO): L-glutamate dehydrogenase (NAD+) activity
Source: RefSeq, a predicted model, not a curated record
CGCUUUACCCUCAGAGCGGUGCGCGUGCGGGGCAGCAGCAGUUGUUGCAGUGAACCGUCGCCGCAAUGUACCGUUAUUUAGGGGAGCUUCUCUCGCCCGCGCGCGCCGCCGCCGCCGCCGCCGCCUCCUCCGCUGCCGAACCUUGCGCACUGCUCUCGGGGAACGCCGCCGCCGCAGCCGGGGGAAGCGGCCAUGUCCUGGGCGCUUCCAGCCCCCGCCGCCGCUACAGCCAGGCGUCGCAGUCUAAGGACGCCGAGGCCGACGACCCCAACUUCUUCAAGAUGGUGGAGGGCUUCUUCGACCGCGGCGCCGGCAUCGUGGAGGACAAGCUGGUGGAAGGUCUGCGGACCCGGGAGAGCCCCGAGGAGAAGCGCCACCGCGUCCGGGGCAUCCUCCGCAUCAUCAAGCCCUGCAACCACGUCCUCAGCGUCUCCUUCCCCAUCAAGAGGGACGACGGGGAGUGGGAGGUCGUCGAGGGCUACCGGGCUCAGCACAGCCAGCACCGCACACCCUGCAAGGGAGGCAUUCGUUACAGUACAGAAGUGAGUGUUGAUGAAGUGAAAGCUCUGGCUUCUCUAAUGACAUACAAAUGUGCAGUGGUUGAUGUGCCGUUUGGUGGUGCAAAGGCUGGUGUUAAGAUCAAUCCUAGAAAUUAUACAGAUAAUGAAUUGGAAAAAAUUACAAGACGGUUUACUAUAGAACUAGCAAAGAAAGGCUUUAUUGGGCCUGGUGUUGAUGUGCCUGCUCCUGAUAUGAGCACAGGUGAAAGGGAGAUGUCAUGGAUUGCAGACACCUAUGCCAAUACCAUUGGACACUAUGAUAUUAAUGCCCAUGCCUGUGUCACAGGAAAGCCAAUCAGCCAGGGUGGUAUACACGGUCGUAUCUCUGCUACAGGCCGUGGGGUCUUCCAUGGAAUUGAGAACUUCAUUAAUGAAGCAUCAUAUAUGAGCCUCUUGGGAAUGACUCCAGGAUUUGGGGAUAAGACAUUUGCAAUCCAGGGAUUUGGCAAUGUAGGUCUUCAUUCUAUGAGAUACCUUCAUCGCUAUGGUGCAAAAUGUGUUGCCAUUGGCGAAAAGGAUGGUGCUAUCUGGAAUCCUGAUGGACUUGACCCCAAAGAGCUGGAAGACUACAAAUUACAACAUGGGUCAAUUCUCACCUACCCAAAGGCACAACCUCUGGACUGCCACAUCCUGGAAGCAGACUGUGACAUCCUUAUCCCAGCUGCCAGUGAAAAGCAGUUAACAAAGGCCAAUGCCCAUAAGGUCAAAGCAAAGAUAAUUGCAGAAGGUGCUAAUGGACCCACAACUCCAGAAGCAGAUAAAAUCUUCUUAGAACGGAAUAUCAUGGUUAUUCCGGAUCUUUAUUUAAAUGCUGGUGGUGUGACUGUGUCUUAUUUUGAGUGGUUGAAGAACCUGAACCAUGUCAGCUAUGGUCGCUUGACCUUUAAGUAUGAAAGGGACUCUAACUAUCACUUGCUAAUGUCGGUCCAGGAAAGUUUGGAAAGAAAAUUUGGGAAGCAUGGUGGAAGUAUUCCAGUUGUGCCUACUGCAGAAUUCCAGGAUAGGAUAUCUGGUGCAUCUGAAAAAGACAUUGUACAUUCUGGCUUGGCCUACACCAUGGAGCGUUCUGCUAGGCAAAUCAUGCGUACUGCCAUGAAGUACAAUCUAGGUCUAGAUCUGAGAACAGCUGCCUACGUCAAUGCAAUUGAGAAGGUUUUCAAGGUGUACAAUGAAGCUGGACUGACCUUCACAUAAAUGGAUAGCCUGCCUUCGUCUGACACCCUCUCGUGUACCCUCUUCAGAAAGCUUCUUACAAGUUUACAUAUAGCCACAGAAAUCCCUCUCACUUUUUCUCACUUAACUAUAGUGUAUAUAAUUUUCAGUUAACUACAGUUAAAGUUAGUCCUUUUUUGUAAUAAAGAAAAAAAAUCCAUGGAUUUAGGGCUUCAUGCCAACAGAUAUCUAAGAUAACCAGUUCAUCUGCACUGGGGGGGGGGGGUCUUAGUUUUUUCACCUUGAAAUUUAGAAAGGUACCUUUUUAUUGUAUGAACCUGUGGUCUUGGCCACAAUUAGCAACCUAGAAAAGCUUCAUAUCACACAUACUGUGUACUGUUGGAGCAAAUAGCUUAACUCUUCAUGCACUUUGGUUUCAGAAAAUGUAACUCUCAGCUUUGGCACUUUUGAUUAAGGCCUUGGAUGUUCAAUGCAGUGGCAUUAUCAAAGACAGAAUGGGCCUCCUGCAGGGAAUAACUUUAAUAGGAUUCUCAUUUUUACACUUAACAGAACCAUUAGCCUGGUUCACGUUAGGCAAUGUGUGUUUCUUUUUAUAAUCUGUGCUCCUGUUACGAGGCUGCCUUUAAAUCAUGUACUCAAUCUCAAUUUUACUACAGUGUUCCCAUAGAAAGAUGGGUUCCAGGAGUUAGUAUUUUUAUAAGCUGAAGCAGUAUCAUUGUUGUACAGACAUCCAAUGGAAAUGACAUAUUUUGCUUAUUAUCAUCCCUGAAUAUUCAUUUUACUUGCAUGGUUGUUGUUUUUUCCAGAGAAUGACCCCAUACUUGAGCAUAAUGUUAGGUAGUCCAAAGAACUUUUAUUAUUCUUCUCUAACUUGUCUCAUUUGCGUUUUAAUUUCUGUGGUGCUUUUAGCAUUAGCUAUUGCCUUGAAGAACAAUUCAAGGAGAAAUAAUUGGCAACAAGAAGGCAGGCUUCUGCUAGAAACAAUAUAGGGUCUUAAACACAUUGACUUUCUGCACUCUUCUGAGCAUAAACCAUAUAAUAAAGAAAGCCUUGAAGCAGGAUUGGAUCACAUUUAGAGGGUUUUUUGACACGAAUUUUGUCCAGAAGAGUCCUAUAAAGUGCCAGAUAUAUUUAUGUAAUGAAUAUGAAUGUUUUUUAAAACAAACCCAAGCCCUCCUUAAAAAUCAUGCUUUUUUUCUAGCUACUUUGUAACUCAUGACAUAAUAUGACAAAAGCAAUUAUUAAAAGUUGACUUUCCAAAAGUA